Exophiala xenobiotica is the source of this 1285-nucleotide messenger RNA. RefSeq lists its product as hypothetical. The transcript is spliced from 7 exons. The record is from RefSeq and is a predicted model, not a curated record. Gene Ontology annotation, molecular function: oxidoreductase activity. Lineage: Eukaryota; Fungi; Ascomycota; Eurotiomycetes; Chaetothyriales; Herpotrichiellaceae. The coding region runs from base 80 to 730 and encodes 216 amino acids.
UGAGCAUCUUUUCUUGACUUGGAAAGUGAUCUCCCGACGGCUUUACACAAGUUUGUCUACUUCAUCUUCCCCCUCCAAAAUGCCAUAUUCUCUCAAGGGACGCAAUGUCUUGGUCACGGGAGGGUCAAGAGGCUUGGGAGCUGUCAUCUGCGCGAAGUUUGCUGCUGAAGGUUCGAAUGUCAUGAUCAACUAUGUGAGCAGCAAGGACAAAGCAGAAGAAGUUGCCGGGAAAUGUGAGAAAGACUUCGGAGUCAAGGUCGCAAUCGUCCAAGGGGACGUUGGUGUGGCAGCCGAUUGCGUUCGGUUGGUGAAGGAGACUGUACAGCACCUCGGAGGGCUCGAUAUCAUUGUCAACAAUGCCGGGUGGACGAGAUUUGCCAAGUUUGACGAUUUGAACGACCUCAGUCAUGAAGAAUGGGACAAGUGCUGGCGCACAAAUGUCAUGUCUCAGUUGUGCUUGAUGCAGGAAGCGGUGCCAAUAUUCAACGCCAACACAGAAGGAGGAGUAUUCCUCGUUUGCUCCUCGAUUGCGGGAAUCAGUUGCGCUGGCAGCUCGCUCGGCUAUUCUGUAACGAAGGCUUCUGCACUCCAUCUCAUGAAGUGCAUGGCUUCUACACAGGGGCCGAAAAUAAGAAUCAAUGCGAUUCUGCCGGGUUUGCUGUUGACGGACUGGGUAAGCGGACCUCGACCUAUUGAGCCUGCUCCCGCUGAUGACCUUCCAAGGGUAUGAGAUACACUGCAGACCGAAUACAGCAAACGAUCGAGGCGGCCGCAUUGAAACAUGAGACUUAUCUGGACGAUUGUGCAGAUUCGUUCAUUUCGACCGCAAAGAACACCUCUAUCACAGGACAGCAGAUUGUAGUUGACGCUGGUGUGGUCAUCCGGUAGACCAUGAUGCCGAGUCAUGCGUCGGCUUUCCUUGUUGGUCACUAGAAUUUUCUUGCAGGGCCAAAUGGUGUGAGAAGACGUAGAGAUCGUACUCUCCCAUACGCGUCGGUUCCCCAAAGAAUCCUGCACGAGCAGCGGCAGCAGCCCCAGGUUUUCUUUCCAUAGAAGCGACUGUAACGUGAGGAAAUGCAAUCCGGCUGAUCCCUCCUUUUGAUGCUUGGACAUUAACCAUUAAUGGUCGGUCGCUUUCCACUGGAACCCCAUUUUUUGGCAAGAUCGCAUAAGGUACGCCCACUGGAAUAGGAUCGACAACAUGUUUCAUGUCCUCCGGGAUGUCAGACUCCAUCACGGACCACAUAUCUGUUGACAAUUUGAGACGCACCGCAUCUCCUGACAG